Messenger RNA from Oncorhynchus tshawytscha (Chinook salmon), 2380 nucleotides. It is a transcript of the gene ppm1nb, whose product is annotated as protein phosphatase, Mg2+/Mn2+ dependent, 1Nb (putative). Lineage: Eukaryota; Metazoa; Chordata; Actinopteri; Salmoniformes; Salmonidae. The transcript is spliced from 6 exons. Gene Ontology annotation, molecular function: magnesium ion binding; manganese ion binding; protein serine/threonine phosphatase activity. The coding region runs from base 453 to 1748 and encodes 431 amino acids. Gene Ontology annotation, biological process: protein dephosphorylation. The record is from RefSeq and is a predicted model, not a curated record.
CAAUCACAGACGAGGCAAACAGAAAGACUAGGGGACAGCUGGAGAAAGAGGAAAGUGCUAUGAAAAAGAGAGGGAGAAGGUGAAAUCACAGGACUACAGAGGAAAGCUAAUAAACACAGAGCAGGGAUGGAUACAGGAGAGAGUGCAGAUCAGUGAGAUCACCAGAGAGAACAGGAAGAGAGAGGAGAGGACUGAAAGGAAGGAUAUGGGCAGAGAGAGGGGUGUAAACAGCAAGCAGCAGCACAGAGAAAAUCAAUCAGCCAGACCAAUAGCAUCAGCCUGGGAAGCCAUGCUCUGAAAGGCUUGGAGAAGUGGGGCUACGCAGGCAGCACACGGCACGGCACAGGCCUAGCCAACAGCCCACUGGCCCACAGGCCCACAGGCCCACAGGCCCACAGCGGGGGGGAGAGGGAAAGAAGACACCCAGAACCACACUGUCAGCUGCUGUAGCCAUGAGGACAACACGGAAGGGGAGUGUGGAGAUGCCUGCAUUUGUCCGGCAGCUGGUGAAGGAGACAGAGAAGAGGGUCAGCUCCUUCUUCAAGGGAGGGGGGCGUGGAGGGGCAGAGCACAUGCAGGGGGAGGGGGAGGAGGUGAUCCCCAGCCCCUACCUGGACCGUCCCGUCCUGGACAAGCUGACUGAGGAGGGCUGCUCCCGCUGGGGCCUGACCUACGCCCUGGGCAGCAUGCAGGGCUGGAGGGCCAACAUGGAGGACUACCACAACUGUGUGCCUCAGCUGGGUGCAGGGCUGGCAGACUGGAGCUUCUUUGCUGUGUUUGAUGGGCAUGCGGGCAACCAAGUGGCACAGUACGCCUCACAACACCUGCUGGAUCAGGUCCUAGCUACAGGAGGGAUCGGGCCAGAGGACCACCCUGAUCGGGUGAGAGGGAGCUUCACAGAUGGCUUCCUACACACAGACAAACACCUGCUAACUGCAGCCCGCCGUGAGGGCUGGGAGCGGGGUGGCACCACCGUGACCUCCACUCUCAUCUCACCACGAUACUUCUACUUCGCCAACUGUGGAGACUCGCGUGCCAUGCUGUGCCGGGCAGGGCAAGUGUGCUUCUCCACUGAGGACCACAAGCCCUACAGCCCUCUGGAGAGGGAGCGCAUUGAGAGCGCCGGUGGCUCCGUGUCCCUGCAGCGCAUCAACGGCUCCUUGGCCGUGUCCCGAGCCCUGGGGGACUUCAGCUACAAGGGGGCAGAGAACCGGCCGCCCACCCAGCAGAUGGUGUCCCCGGAGCCAGAGGUGUGUGUGGUGGAGCGGUCUCCCGGGGAUGAGUUCCUGGUGCUGGCCUGUGACGGGGUGUGGGAUACGGUCUCCAACGAGGAGCUGUGUGCUUUCAUCCGCAGCCGUCUGCGCGUCUGCACUGACCUCAGGGACGUCUGCUCCCAGGUCAUUGACCUCUGCCUCUAUAAGGGGAGUCUGGACAACAUCAGCAUAAUCUUGGUCUGCUUCCCUGGCUCCCCCCAGCUCUCAGCAGAGGCCCUACACCAGGAGGCAGCGCUUGAAGAUCUGCUGGAGUCUAAAGUGGCAGAGAUUUAUGAGGAGCUGAGUUCCCAGGGGGAGGAUCCUGACCUGCUGUCUGUCCUCACUGUUCUGGCAAACACUGAUGUCCCAGGUUUACCACCUGGAGGCGGUCUGCAGAGCAAAAGGAACUGUAUCAUCUCUGCCUAUUAUGAAAAGAAAGAGGCACACAAACCUACUACACCUAAUGGGCUUGGUGUUUCUGAGAAGCUCGUCUAGGCUCUGUUGUCUGGGAAACGUCUCAGGAACACAACCAAUGACAAAAUAAAAACUGUUUUCAUUAUGUGGCAAUUCAAUCAAUCACAAAAGGGAACCUGACGAAGGAAUAUUGUCGCAUCCCUCCUGCCAAGCAACAUCCUGAUGUGACAAGUAAAAUGCAAUUUGUGGACUAUAGAUUUUAUAUUUCUACAAUAUAGGGAACAUUUUAUUUUAUAGGACCUGACACUUUUAAACUCAGAGAUUCUGGCUCAGCAAUAUGAUCCAGUAGUUGACAACCCAUCUGACAUAUAUUUAUCCCAUAUGGAUAACAAUGUCAAAUUCAAAUUGUUAUAUUCUUUAAAAAUGGAAUUCAAUGAGGUAAAAUUAGCACCAGUAUUCUUUGCACAACUUCUAUUAGGUAUGGAUUUCAGGUUGAUGUUUAGUGUUGAGUCAUCAAACCUCUCUCUCUCUCUGUCCUGUGUUUGGUCUGGUUGGCAUGACCUGUACUGUGUUUGGUCUGGUUGGCAUGACCUGUACUGUGUUUAGUCUGGUUGGCAUGACCUGUACUAUGCUGCCUUACCGACCUUGAUGACAGUGGACUUUUAACAUGUAGUGUCUAUACACACACUACACAGUAUGUAAGUAAAGUACAU